AAGCAAGAAAUAAAGGGGCCGAUAGUCACACGAGAUACUUACAUGCAUGUCUACGAAAGAGAAAGAGACAAGAUGCCACUCUUUGUCGUGAAUGCUUAUUACACAGGUACUAAUAUAACGGACUCUAAAAUAUCUGCUCACUACACUAUACUUUUUGCUAAACCCAUGUGCUUCAUCGUGGCUACACAACAAGUUACUGUGACAAGUACUGGAAACAGAAUUGAUCGUAGACAAGAACUUCAGCGUGCUUACUUUGGAGGACAGCAUUUGCGCCAGAGAAGUAUCGACCUCCAUGCAGAGAAGCAUUCAAGAGACACUGCGCAAGAUAUCACGGGUACAAAUUUACUUACACAAGAAGCAUUUGCGGGCCUUUUAACUAUACAAUGCUAUCCUUGCCAGUCACAGCAAAAGUGAAAUGAAUAAAAACUUUGUCUGCGCUGAC
Messenger RNA from Rhipicephalus microplus (southern cattle tick), 442 nucleotides. RefSeq lists its product as uncharacterized. The record is from RefSeq and is a predicted model, not a curated record. NCBI's taxonomy places the organism in Eukaryota, Metazoa, Arthropoda, Arachnida, Ixodida, Ixodidae.